This is a messenger RNA of Nomia melanderi (Alkali bee), 1937 nucleotides long. The record is from RefSeq and is a predicted model, not a curated record. Lineage: Eukaryota; Metazoa; Arthropoda; Insecta; Hymenoptera; Halictidae.
CGAAGAAUUAAACAUAGAGUUCUGAGUUUUUGUUUCAACUUUUUAUUCAAAUAUAAUGCAUUUAUUAAGGAUAAUAUUAACGUAUACAUUUAUUUAAUACAAAUUUCACAAUCAGUUAAUGAAUCUUUCAGCAGAGGUAAUAAUGCCAUAGCUUGAUUAUUAAUAUAUUUACAGCUUAUCAGAUUCAUUUCCUUUAUGUGUUUGCAUCCUUCUAAAUUGAUAACUUACCAUUAUCAGCAUGAACAGCUUCAAUAUAAUAAGAAGCAUCUUCUGGUAUUUUGUUAUAAUCUAUUAAGUGUUCAGAGUAACCUUUCCAUCUGACAUACGCUCCAUUUCUUAGGAGCCACAUUGCACAAGCGACAUCAGGACCAAGUACCAAUAUACGGUCCUCUUCAACUCUUUAAGAAAUAGCCAUAUGUCGGCGAUGAACUAUAACGCUACUAACUGUAGUCUUCUAUGUUGUCCAUAGUUUCUGGAUUUCAUAAUUGUAUGUGCCGCCGGUUUGAAGAGUCAAAACAAACCUGUGUGACUUUACAUUGCAGUGAUCAUAUUAAGCGAAAAGCCUACUAUAUAGCAGCAAUAUGAGUCGAAGGAAAAGAGCGAAGGUGGAAUACAGGGAAAUGGAGGAGAAAUAUAAUCAAUUAGAGGAUGAGAAUGCCUCAGAUACAUCGGAAAAAUCAAAAACUGGUCUUGUAACACCAGAAAAAAAAGUUGUGCCUGAAGUAAAAAAAGAAACUGAAACUACCAUACCACAGUCUGCUCCCACAUCGUCAGCAACAAAAAUGGAAGUUAAAGAGGAGGAUGAUCAAGAUAGUGAUCAUGAAGAUCCACAUGUUAAAGAAUUACUUAACGGAUUAGAAGGAGCAGCAUUUCAGAGUCGUCUUCCUUUUGAUAAAUUAACUUCUACAGAAGCAGCUUGUUUUCCAGAUGUAUCAGGUGGUCCACCACAAACACAAAAAGUGUUUCUUCACAUUAGAAAUAGACUUUUACAGUUGUGGCUUGAAAAUCCCAAGCAACAACUAAUAGUUGAAAAUGCUUUGCCAGCUAUUGAACCGCCUUAUAAUAGUGAUACAGUACUGGCACGGAGAAUUCAUGCCUUUUUAGAAAGACAUGGUUUCAUAAACUUUGGUGUAUUUAAGCGGUUAAAGCCCUUACCUACUAAGAAGUUAGGUAAAGUAAUAGUAAUAGGAGCAGGUAUUGCUGGUUUAGCUGCAGCGCAGCAAAUGCAACAGUUUGGUUUAGAAGUAAUUGUACUUGAAGCAAGAGACCGAGUUGGAGGUCGUAUCGCAACGCUAGGUCAGGCACUAGAGUGGGUGAUACGUUUACAAGAACAGGGUGUUAAACAGCGUCAAGUAGCCCAUUUGCGUUCAGUAUUAUCGCUUCAAGGACGACUCAUCACCAAUCAACACAGGAUGACAGCAAUCAUGGACCGUUUAGUCGAGUUGAACAAACAGUAUAAAGAAAUGACCGAAAGUAAAUUACAAACACGCGAUAUAACGCAGGAGUUUGUGUUACGUUCGAAACUGCGAGAUCUUCAUAAUGCGUGCAAGGAGUGGGAUCAGUUGGCUGAACAACAGAAGGAGAUCGAGGCGAAGCUGCAGGAAUUAGAAGCCUCACCUCCUAGCGACGUGUACUUAUCCUCCAAGGAUCGUCAGAUACUCGACUGGCAUUUCGCGAACCUCGAGUUUGCCAACGCGACAUCCUUGUCCAACUUGAGCCUGAAGCAUUGGGAUCAGGACGACGACUUCGAGUUCACCGGCAGCCAUCUAACAGGUAUGAGACUGAAUUGGUCCCGAGAAGUUUCAUUUCCGGAUGGUUCGGUGAGUAUACAAGGUGUCUUGGUAGUGGGUGGACGUUGCUUUUGGAUCGGGUUUUUACUUUUAAGCGUUGUUAUUGCUAACAGAGACAUGAUAUUUAAUUUGAAAGCAGUCGAGUAA